AUGAGGCACUUGCGUUCAAUAUAUGCUGAGCUGUAUUUAAAGGGAUCUUAUCGUGCAAGAUAUCUGCCGCGUGUUAGUCGUCAUAGAAGACCGCAUGUGAUUGCUUGGGCAGGACCAGCAGCAUUUUAUCGGAAUAGGUUGGUGAAUAGAGGGGCUUUGACGGAAGUUACAGAGGCGAGUUAUUUUGUUGGUUUUCAUAUAGUUAGAAAGAGAGUUGGUUGCUCAGACCCACUUUUGCAAAAUAAGGCUGAUAAGUGGUAUAAAGCACGAAUAGAAAGACCUGAGAAGUUGCCACAUUUGCAUAUUAUUGACCCAGACGCAUAUUUACAAACCCUGGAAGGAAGAAUAAAAGAUACCUAUUUAACGCGAAGUAACAUCGGCUUUAAAAAUCGAGUCUCGCAGUUCAUUUCCGAAAAUAGUGCUGACAGAGAAAUCGAAAAACAGGCUCAAAGAAGGAAAAGUAAUGUUGUGGUCGAUUUAAAUAUCGUUGAUCAUUACUGCCACUCGGUUCUUAAUCAUUUUGGUAUAUUUGAAUCGUUGUUCAAGACAGAAGUUUUCUUUAACAACGCUCAGCGUAUGAAGAUUAGUUAUGGUAAUGAUGUUGUGUAUUUAGGAAAUAUUCUGCCUGCUGAAGUCACAGAGAGAAGGCCACAGGUUGAAAUUGAACCACUGAGUGGUGGGUACAAUACUCUUUUGGCUCUCAACCUGGACGGUAACCCAUAUGAGGAGGGAACUGAACUGCUGCAUUGGAUGAUAUCGAACAUUAGUAAUUGUAAAAUUAUUGGUUCUGGUUGUGAGGAAGUACCUUAUCUACAAGCAGUUCCUUUUAGAGGCACUGGUUUUCAUCGAUUUCUGUUUUUAUUGUUCCAACAUGGUACAGUAAUUGAUUCUGCCAAAUACAGGCUUGAAAGUUCAGCUCUCAGUGCUAGGACAUUUUGCUUAAAGCAGUUCUACAAGGAUAAUGAAGAGCAUCUUAUCCCAUCUUCUGUCGCUUUUAGCCAAGUUGGAUGGGAUAUAUCUGUCGACCGUUGCCUGCGUGAAAUAGGUUCCAAAGUGCCCAACUACGUAUACAGUUUUGCUCCUUCGUUGAAAUUAAAGCAGAAGGAAUUUCCAAACAAACCGCUGCCUUUUGAUUUAUACUUGGACCAGUUUCGGGAUCCGGUUGAGAUGGAGACAGAAAUCCUGAAAAAGCGAUUAUCAGCGCGGGGACUCCGUAAAAACCCGAGACGUCCAAAAUAUCCAGAUAUAAACUACAAUGAGAAUAAAAGGAUUUUGUCUUUUUGGCAACACGAAAGGUUGUUAAAACAAAAUGUUGGUGCGGGAAGGUUCUCUGCUCUCUGGAAUAAUCGGAUCGACUGA
Enterobius vermicularis (human pinworm) is the source of this 1359-nucleotide messenger RNA. The record is from the annotation of a GenBank genome assembly. Lineage: Eukaryota; Metazoa; Nematoda; Chromadorea; Rhabditida; Oxyuridae.